Molecule: messenger RNA, 680 nt
Organism: Apaloderma vittatum (bar-tailed trogon)
Lineage: Eukaryota; Metazoa; Chordata; Aves; Trogoniformes; Trogonidae
Gene: IL1B
Product: interleukin 1, beta
Biological process (GO): cellular response to lipopolysaccharide; cytokine-mediated signaling pathway; positive regulation of gene expression
Molecular function (GO): cytokine activity; interleukin-1 receptor binding
Source: RefSeq, a predicted model, not a curated record
AUGGCAUUUGUCCCUGAUCUGGACACACUGGAGAGCAGCAGGCUCUCACCCCAUGUCCCUUCUCCUCCCCAGAAACCCCGCCUGGACUCGGAGGUGACAUCUCCUGGCGUGGGCAUCCAGGUGACGGUGACUAAGGGCCACUCUGCCAGGACCUUUCGCCAGGCUGCCAUCCUCGUGGUGGCCGCGACCAAGCUCCUGAAGCAGCCAGCACACAGGAAAAAAGACUUUGCUGACAGUGACCUUGGGAAUUUCCUGGAUGAAAUUUUUGAGCCCAUCACCUUCCAGCAGAUCGAGAGCAGCUACACCGGGGCGCCCGUCUACCGCUACACCCGCUCCCAGUCCUUCGACAUCUUUGACAUCGACCACAAGUGCUUCGUGCUGGAGUCACCCACUCAGCUGGUGGCCCUGCACCUGCAGGGACCCUCCGCUGGACGGAAAGUGAAGCUCAACAUCGCUCUGUACCGGCCCCGGCCAUCGCAGGGUGGUUCAGGGACCGGGCAAGUGCCGGUGGCCUUGGGCAUCAAGGGCUACCAACUCUACAUGUCGUGCGUGCUGAGCGGCACCGAGCCCGUGCUGCAGCUGGAGGAAGCUGACGUCAGGAGGGACAUCGAGAGCGUGGAGCUGACCCGCUUCAUCUUCUACCGCCAGGACAGCCCGACCGAGGGGACGACCCGCUUCGA